Messenger RNA from Acanthosepion pharaonis, 717 nucleotides. NCBI's taxonomy places the organism in Eukaryota, Metazoa, Mollusca, Cephalopoda, Sepiida, Sepiidae. The record is from the annotation of a GenBank genome assembly.
AUGCACCGCACUGCCUUGGCCAACUUUGGGAGAAACACCCCAAAGUCAUAUGGUUGCUUUGAGGCAAAGUACGUCGAGAUGACGCCUGUCAUUGUGGCCAAGUGCGCCGUUCAAGCGGUCACCCAACUGUUCAUAUCUAUCUAUCUAUCUAUCUAUCUAUCUAUCUAUCCCAGCCUGUCCAUAUCUAUCUCUCUCAGUCUUUUCAUAUCUAUCUAUCUAUCUAUCUAUCCCAGCCUGUCCAUAUCUAUCUCUCUCAGUCUGUUCAUAUCUAUCUAUCUAUCUAUCUAUCUAUCUAUCUAUCUAUCUAUCUAUCUAUCUCAGUCUGUUCAUAUCUAUCUAAAUAUCUCCAUCUGUUCAUAUCCAUCUAUCUUAACUGUUCAUAUCUAUCUAUCUAUCUAUCUAUCUAUCUAUCUAUCUAUCUAUCUAUCCCAGCCUGUCCAUAUCUAUCUCUCUCAGCCUGUUCAUAUCUAUCUAUCUAUCUAUCUAUCUAUCUAUCUAUCUAUCUAUCUAUCUAUCUCAGUCUGUUCAUAUCUAUCUAAAUAUCUCCAUCUGUUCAUAUCCAUCUAUCUUACCUGUCCAUAUCUAUAUCUCUUUCUGUUCAUAUCUAUCUAUCUAUCUAUCUAUCUCAGUCUUUGUAUCGUUGCUUCUUCAGAUGAUGAUUUGAUAAUGAUUCAUCCGGUCAGUUCUCUAACUGUCAUCAGGUUCUCUUUAUCUUAA